GUGUGGACGGAGCCACAGGGUCCAAAGCCAUGGCCGCUGUGCAUUCACCACGUUGCAUUACUCACUUUACUUCUUUUAAAACACUCUCAACGGCGUCGUACAAGAGCAACCUUCCCCCUUCGUUCCUCCAACCCCAUAUUCGCCGCCACUCGUCUCCAAUGGCCUCCUCUUCCGACGCGGCAGAGGUUCCGGCCACCGGAAACUCAGAAACAGCAUCCGACGUGCUAGUGCAGUACGUGGUGUUGCGACGAGAUCUGAUUGACACGUGGCCACUAGGGAGCGUUGUAACACAGGGCUGCCAUGCCUCCGUCGCGGCUAUCUGGUCACACAAGGAUGAUCCUCACACUAUUGACUACUGUAGCCCAACCAAUCUCGAUUCAAUGCAUAAGGUGACUCUUGAGGUGAAAGGAGAAGUGCAGUUAAAGAACUUGUCGGAGAAGCUUACAAGCAAUGACAUUGCUCAUAAGCUAUGGAUUGAACAACCAGAAAACACUCCUACAUGUCUUGCCUCCAAACCCUACCCCAAAUCUGUUGUUUCACCGUUCUUCAAGAAGCUGAAACUCUGUAAGUGAUAGGAUUUAAUGGUGCCAAACUGCUAAUGAUGAAUAUUGUUAUCAUUCGUCUUCAUUGAGAUAAUUAUACAAGCUACAUAUAAGUUGUUGUUUUGUACGCAUGGAUUA
Molecule: messenger RNA, 680 nt
Organism: Cynara cardunculus var. scolymus (artichoke)
Lineage: Eukaryota; Viridiplantae; Streptophyta; Magnoliopsida; Asterales; Asteraceae
Product: putative peptidyl-tRNA hydrolase PTRHD1
Exons: 2
Coding region: 30-572 (180 amino acids)
Molecular function (GO): peptidyl-tRNA hydrolase activity
Source: RefSeq, a predicted model, not a curated record